AUGGAUUCUCAUAAAUAUCUGGAUCAUUUGAAACAUUCUUUACUUGAUGCUUGCAUCAAAGCUGGUUGGAAUCUUCAUGGUAACAUCAAGCACGUAGCUCUUGUGAGUGCAAAAACUGGAUACGGAAUUGAAAACCUCGUAUCUAAGUUGUUCACUGAUUGGAAUCGUUGUGGUGAUAUAUAUCUAGUUGGAUGUACAAAUGUUGGCAAAUCAUCUCUUUUCAAUGUUUUGUUACAAUCUGACCUUUGCAAAAGUAAUAUUCGUGAUUUAUUUGAACGAGCAACUGUAUCCAUCUGGCCUGGAACUACAAUGAACCUUCUAAAAUUUCCUUUACUUCAACCUACACCUGAACGGAUGUAUAAAAGGAAAAAGAGAUUAUUGGAAGACAAAGAAGAAUUUGAAUUAUGGGAGAAAAAACGACGUCAAUAUUUAGAUCUUGUUGGAUUAAGUAAAAAUGCAGUCUUGAAAGGUUUUGUUGGUCAGACACAAUUUUCAGAAAAUGAAACAUCUUUUGAAGGGCAUCUUGAUGUUUCCUAUGCCUUCGAUCCUGCAAAUUCUGUAAUAGAAAAAGCAACAAAGAAAACCAAGGUCUUGAAACGUAAACAGUUACUAAAAAUGGCUCCUAAUCUGGCAAAUUGUCACUGGUUUUAUGAUACUCCAGGUAUUAUGAAUCCUGAACAGAUUAUAAAUUUUUUAGAGCCAAAAGAAUUGCAGAUUCUUACACCUAAUGAAAUGUUACGGCCUCGAACAGUCAAACUAAAAUCAACUCAAGUCAUGUACAUCACUGGACUUGCUUGUAUUGAAUAUGUAAAGGGGGACAUGCAUGUGCUGGUCACAGUUAUUACCAAUCUGGAUAACCCUAUUCAUGUUCUGGAAGCCACUGAAUCUCAAAGUUUUUUCAAAGAGAAUAUUGGAACAGAUGUCCUUAAGGUUCCUUUAGGGGGUAAAGAUCGACUGGAUAAACUACCACCUUUAGUUAGUAAAGAAUUUAAUUUGCUUGGCACUGGAUUUAAAUAUACUAUUUGUGACAUAGUAUUAUCUUCUGUUGGUUGGAUUGGAGUUAGUGCAAAGGCAGGUAGUGAGAUUGUUGUCCGAGCUUAUACACCUGGUGGAUAUGGAUGCCAUUUGAGACCUCCCUUGUUACCUGAAGCUGUCAACCUUAAAAAAAGAUCUAUUAAAAAUUCACCAUUCUAUCUAAUGAAAAAGCCAAUGUCUAUGUGGACACCCCCUUCAUCGGAUACUUAG
Messenger RNA from Acanthosepion pharaonis, 1245 nucleotides. NCBI's taxonomy places the organism in Eukaryota, Metazoa, Mollusca, Cephalopoda, Sepiida, Sepiidae. The record is from the annotation of a GenBank genome assembly.